AUGUUGCCUUCCCAAGAAGCCUCCAAGAUUUACCAUGACAAUUACAUGCGCAACUCGCGUGCCAUCGGCGUGCUGUGGGCCAUCUUCACCAUCUGCUUCGCCAUCGUCAACGUGGUGGUGUUCAUUCAGCCCUACUGGAUCGGCGACAGCGUCAACACGCCGCAGGCCGGAUACUUCGGCCUAUUCCACUACUGCGUGGGCACGGGGCCGUCGCCCAGUCGCGAGCUGACGUGCGUGGGCAGCUUUUCCGACUUUAGCUCCAUCCCGUCCGGAGCCUUCAAAGCGGCGUCGGUCUUCGUGCUGCUGUCCAUGGUGCUGACCCUGAGCUGCAUCGCCUGCAUGGCGCUCUUCUUCUUCUGCAACACCUCCACCGUGUACAAGACGUGCGCGUGGAUGCAGCUGCUGUGCGGUAAGUGA
Knipowitschia caucasica is the source of this 417-nucleotide messenger RNA. Lineage: Eukaryota; Metazoa; Chordata; Actinopteri; Gobiiformes; Gobiidae. The record is from the annotation of a GenBank genome assembly.